Wallemia ichthyophaga EXF-994 is the source of this 1329-nucleotide messenger RNA. Its product is annotated as Putative nicotinamide-nucleotide adenylyltransferase. The record is from RefSeq and is a predicted model, not a curated record. NCBI's taxonomy places the organism in Eukaryota, Fungi, Basidiomycota, Wallemiomycetes, Wallemiales, Wallemiaceae. The transcript is spliced from 2 exons. Bases 1 to 1329 code for a protein of 442 amino acids. Gene Ontology annotation, molecular function: nicotinamide-nucleotide adenylyltransferase activity; nicotinate-nucleotide adenylyltransferase activity. Gene Ontology annotation, biological process: NAD+ biosynthetic process.
AUGGGAAAUCCAUUCAAUUCCAAAGCACCAGAUAGUGCACGUACAGGUCCCAUGUCCUCACUCAGCGUACAGUCUUAUCACCAGGAUUCUCCGCCAUUUACGGGCCAAGCGAAUGAUGAGAAGAUACCUGCGAUAAAUCUGGGUAGCGCGGAGAACAGCACAGAGAAUACCACAGAAGCAUCUUCACACUCUAGUUCUCACUCCACUUCACCCUCCUCUCAGUUCCACAAUCACCUCAAAGGAAAAGCAGCUUUCUCGCCCAUGUACUCUCCUAGACCCGAUGGCAGCGCACAGCCAUCGCCGCACCCAAUGCUGUCAGACCUCCCGAGCUCAGCAGCCAACGCUAUUGCUGAGAGGGCUCUCAGACCUUCGAUCCAAAGAGAGUCAUCUGAGAUUGGCGUAGCACGCGACCGCGUACCUAAAGAGCCUCUCAUUGCUCCCGAGUUUGAUGACAAGGGGAAGUCUGAGCAGGUGGAGCUAGAAAAGUCGCCCAAGAAGAAUGACGCCACUGUCAAACCACCCGUCACCCCAAAUCCAUUCUCUCGAGAAGGCAGCCCACCUGACAUGAGAGAUGGAGCAGAUUUGUUUGGCGACGAUGGCUAUGUCUUCCCCAAGCACAAACUCAAGGGGAUGAUGGAGGACGAAGAGAAAAUACCUCUUGUGAUCGUAGCUUGUGGCUCAUUCAGCCCGCCUACUUACCUCCACCUGCGCAUGUUCGAGAUGGCAUCCGACCAGAUACGCGAGAAAGGCAAGUUUGAGAUACUCGGUGGAUACUAUUCGCCAGUAUCAGACGCAUACAAAAAGUCAGGUCUGGCCGCAGCCCAGCAUCGCGUGAUGAUGUGCCACUUGGGCGUUGAGUGCACAUCUGAUUGGCUCAUGGUGGACCCGUGGGAGGCAAACAAGAAGGAGUUCACACGCACAGCUCACGUACUCGAUCAUUUCGACCAGGAGAUCAACGAGUGCGAUGAAUAUGGAGUAAAAUUACGCGAUGGCUCUCGCCGCAAAGUGCAGAUAAUGCUCUUGGCAGGUGGGGAUCUGAUUGAAUCGUUUGGUGAGCCUGGAGUGUGGUCGGAGGAUGAUCUGAAUCACAUACUCGGCAAAUUCGGAGCACUAAUCGUAGAGAGGACAGGAAGCGACGUAUGGGCGUUCUUGUUGUCACAUGAUUUGCUAUAUAAGCAUCGACGGAAUGUAAUUGUGGUGAAGCAGCUCAUUUACAAUGACAUAUCGUCGACGAAAGUAAGGCUUUUCGUUAGGAGGGGAAUGUCGAUUAGAUAUCUACUGCCAUCGGCGGUAGCGGCGUACAUACUGAACAACAAGAUAUACAUGUAA